Prosopis cineraria is the source of this 2742-nucleotide messenger RNA. RefSeq names its product jacalin-related lectin 4-like. Gene Ontology annotation, molecular function: carbohydrate binding. Lineage: Eukaryota; Viridiplantae; Streptophyta; Magnoliopsida; Fabales; Fabaceae. The record is from RefSeq and is a predicted model, not a curated record.
AUGGUAGGCAUUAUACCAUCAUCUUCAUCAUUUUCUUCCCUCAUUAACAUGCUCAUGGGUUCUUACUCUUUGGUUUGUGGUCAGGGGUCCUUGGGAGCAGUAAUUUCAUUAGGACCUUGGGGAGGUCCUGGUGGCGACAAUUGGAGUUUCAAGGCAAGCCGAGGGAUAACACAGAUAAUCGUCCAUGAAGAUGUUGUUAUAAAAUCAAUUUUCAAAGACGCCAAUGGUUAUGUUUCUGGAAAAUUCGGCAGUGCUGGGGGUCAAGAGAGGAAGACUGAAAUUCGUUGGCCUUCAGAGUAUUUGAAAUCCAUAAGCGGGACCUAUGGAAAUCACACUGGAAAUCUAGUAAUUAGGUCCCUAUCGUUGAUCACAAAUCUCACCACUUAUGGACCUUUUGGAACAACUGCUGGUGGCGAGCCUUUCUCUAUCCCAAUAGCAGAUAGUGUCAUUGUUGGGUUCCAUGGGAGAGCUGGUUUUUUCCUGGAUGCAAUUGGCAUUUUUGUGCAACCCGUACAAGCGGAUGCAUCUGGAAGCAUUUCAUUUGGGCCUUGGGGUGGCUCAGGUGGAAAAGCAUUUGAUUUUAGAGUGGGAAGUUGGAUAAAAGAGAUCAUUGUUGAUGCACCAAAAACCAAUAUCAAGUCCAUCGCUUUUACGGACGCCAAUGGGCACAAGUAUGGAAAAUUUGGUGGCAAGGAUACAGAUGGAACUAGCGAUGAAAAAAAAAUUGAGAUUAACGGACUUUCAGAGUAUCUGACAUCAAUAAGCGGGACAUAUGGAAAUUACGUUGGACUCAAUGUGAUCACAUCAUUAUCAUUCACAACCAAUCUAACCACCCACGGACCUUUUGGGGCCACCACUGGGACUUCUUUCUCCUUACCAAUACAAGGUUCUCUUGUGAAUGGAUUCCAUGGAAGAGCAGGCGAUUUCCUUGAUGCAAUUGGCAUCCAUGCCAAACCAUGGGAUGACAUAGAAGAAAGCAUUUCAAUAGGUCCAUGGGGAGGCUCAGGUGGGAGUCCUUGGAGUUAUGCAACAAAUGAAGGCAUAAACCAGAUAGUCAUCAAUGUAGGGUCAAACAUCAAGUCCAUAUCAUUCCAAGACACAACUGGUAUUGCCUCUGCAACAUUUGGCGGCAACAAUCCCAAUGAUCUUGGUGAAAGGAAAACUGUUCAAAUUAACUGGCCUUCUGAGCACCUGAUAUCCAUAAGUGGGACUUAUGGAGCAUUUGCAAGGCUGCAAACGAUCACGUCGCUGUCAUUCACUACAAAUCUAGCCACAUAUGGUCCUUUUGGAAGCAGUUCAGGCACUUCUUUCUCCAUCCCUAUAAGCAAUAAUACGAUCGUUGGAUUUCAUGGAAAGGCUGGUGACUACCUUGAUGCCAUCGGCAUCUUCGUCAAACCUGAAAAUUCCAUCGGGUCCUUGGGAGCAGUAAUUUCAUUAAGACCUUGGGGAGGUCCUGGUGGCGACAAUUGGAGUUUCAAGGCAAGCCGAGGGAUAACACAGAUAAUCGUCCAUGAAGAUGUUGUUAUAAAAUCCAUUUUUUUCAAAGACGCCAAUGGUUAUGUUUCUGGAAAAUUCGGCACUGAUGGGGGUCAAGAGAGGAAGACUGAAAUUCGUUGGCCUUCAGAGUAUUUGAAAUCCAUAAGCGGGACCUAUGGAAAUCACACUGGAAAUAUAGUAAUUAGGUCCCUAUCGUUGAUCACAAAUAUCACCACUUAUGGACCUUUUGGAACAACAGCUGGCGGCGACCCUUUCUCUAUCCCCAUAGCAGAUAGUGUCAUUGUUGGGUUCCAUGGGAGAGCUGGUUUUUUCCUGGAUGCAAUUGGCAUUUUUGUGCAACCGGUACAAGCGGAUGCAUCUGGAAGCAUUUCAUUUGGGCCUUGGGGUGGCUCAGGUGGAAAAGCAUUUGAUUUUAGAGUGGGAAGUUGGAUAAAAGAGAUCAUUGUUGAUGCACCAAAAACCAAUAUCAAGUCCAUCGCUUUUACGGACGCCAAUGGGCACAAGUAUGGAAAAUUUGGUGGCAAGGAUUCAGAUGGCACUAGUGAUGAAAAAAAAAUUGAGAUUAACGGACCUUCAGAAUAUCUGACAUCAAUAAGCGGGACAUAUGGAGAUUACGUUGGAUUCAAUGUGAUCACAUCAUUAUCAUUCAUAACCAAUCUAACCACACAUGGACCUUUUGGGGCCUCCACUGGGAGUUCUUUCUCCUUACCAAUACAAGGUUCUCUUGUGAAUGGAUUCUAUGGAAGAGCAGGCGAUUUCCUUGAUGCAAUUGGCAUCCAUGCCAAACCGUGGGAUGACAUAGAAGAAAGCAUUUCAAUAGGCCCAUGGGGAGGCUCAGGUGGGAGUCCAUGGAGUUAUGCAACAAAUGAAGGCAUAAACCAGAUAGUCAUCAAUGUCGGGUCAAACAUCAAGUCCAUAUCAUUCCAAGACACAACUGGUAUUGCCUCUGCCACAUUUGGGGGCAACAAUCCCAAUGAUCUUGGUGAAAGGAAAACUGUUCAAGUUAACUGGCCUUCUGAGCACCUGAUAUCCAUAAGUGGGACUUAUGGGCUAUUUGCAAAUAUGCAAACGAUCACGUCGCUGUCAUUCACUACAAAUCUAGCCACACAUGGACCUUUCGGAGACAGUUCAGGCACUUCUUUCUCCAUCCCUAUAAGCAAUAAUACGAUAGUUGGGUUCCAUGGAAUGGCUGGUGACUACCUUGAUGCCAUCGGCAUCUUUGUCAAACCUGAAAAUGCCAUCUAA